Zingiber officinale is the source of this 1968-nucleotide messenger RNA. Its product is annotated as protein FAR-RED IMPAIRED RESPONSE 1-like. Gene Ontology annotation, biological process: regulation of DNA-templated transcription. The record is from RefSeq and is a predicted model, not a curated record. Lineage: Eukaryota; Viridiplantae; Streptophyta; Magnoliopsida; Zingiberales; Zingiberaceae. Bases 1 to 1968 code for a protein of 655 amino acids. The transcript is spliced from 7 exons.
AUGUUCCCGCGUGAGCUUUACAGCGUGCCCUUCUCCCUUCUCCUCCACCACCAGCGAAGCCCUAUCUCCCUUCUCCUCCACCACCAGCGAAGCCCUAUCUCCCUUUCUCCCUUCUCCGCCACCACCAGCGAAGCCCUGUCUCCCUUCUCCGCCACCACCAGCGAAGCCCUAUCUCCCUUUCUCCCUUCUCCUCCACCACCGGCGAAGCUCCAAGCUCCUCCACCACGCUCUGGUGGUUAUGAAAAUUUGUCGUUUGAUGAGAGAAAGUGUAGAAAUUAUGUGGCUGAAGCACGGAGAUUAAGGCUUGGGAAUGGUGAUGCAGAAGCCUUGAAUAAUUACUUUUGUCGUAUGCAAAGUAGAAAUUCAAAUUUCUUUUAUGUAAUUGAUGUAGAUGAAGAUUCUCGCAUCAGAAAUAUAUUUUGGGCUGAUGCAAGAUGUAGGGCUGCAUGUGAUUCUUUUUCUGAUGUCGUUACAUUUGAUACCACAUAUCUUACUAAUAGUUAUGAUAUGCCAUUUGCUCCCUUUGUUGGAGUAAAUCAUCAUGGUGAAUCCAUAUUACUUGGUUGUGGUUUGAUAUCUAAAGAAGAUUCAGAAACUUUCAUUUGGUUAUUUAAAUCAUGGUUGGCAUGCAUGAGAGGAAGAGCUCCACGAGCUAUUAUUACGGAUCAAUGCAAAGCCAUGGAAAUUGCAAUUCUUGAGGUAUUUCCAGACUCUCAUCAUCGUUUAUGUCUUUGGCAUAUUAUGAAAAAACUUCCAGCUAAGUUUAGUAGUCAUGCCAACUAUAAGUUGAUAAAGAGAAACUUGAAGAAUAUUGUUUAUAAUUCUUUGACAUCUACAGAAUGUGAUAGCAACUGGAAAAAGUUUAUCAAAGAAUUUAACUUGGAGAAAAAUGAUUGGUUGAAUUCUUUAUAUGAAAUUCGUCAUAAGUGGAUGCCUGUGUAUGUGAAAGAUAAAUUUUGGGCAAGAAUGUCGACAAGUCAAAGAAGUGAAAGUAUGAAUGCUUUUUUUGAUGAUUAUGUUCAUUCAAAAAUAACUUUGAAGCAGUUUGUUGAACAAUAUAACAAUGCUUUGAAAAGCAAGAUUGAAAAGGAAGAUAAUUCUGAUUUUGCUUCUUUUAAUUUAAUAAUUCCGGUCAUCAGUGGCAAUCCAAUUGAAAAGCAGUUCCAAAGUGUUUACACUAACAAGAUAUUUAAGUUGUUUCAAAAUGAACUACGAGGCUUGAUGUUUUGUAAUACUUUAUUUGUGAAGGAAGAAGGAUCAACAUUGUUUUUUGAGGUGAUGGAAACUGUAUAUGGAAAAGAUGGAACAACUCCAAAAGAGAUUUCCUUUUGGGUAAAAAGAAAAGUCACUACAGUUCCAGAACAUUAUAUUUUAGAACGAUGGCGUAAAGACAUUAAAUGUGGAUAUCAAGGAAUCACUAAUAUUUAUGAUGAUUCUUGUCAGCAUGCAGAGGAAAGACGAAGAUAUAAUAACCUUCAACCAUUGUUACAGGAAGUGGGACAACUUGGGUCAAAAAAUGAUGAGAGCAACAUAAUACAUGAGGAAUCAAGAAAUGAGAGCAAAAAGUUUCACAGUCCACUGAAAGUAAGGUCUCGUGGGCGUCCACCGACGAAAAGAAAACAAUCAAAACUUGAGCAAAUUGAGAAAAGGGCAAAGGCAAAGUCUCGAAAAAAGGGUUCUACAAUUGAUAGAAAGCAAGAUGAGUUAUCAAACAUUGAACAAAUUGAUAAAUUUUCAGAGAGUCAGAGAUUGUUUAGAUUGGAUAAAGAACUGCUGGUUCUUAAUGAUAUUAUUCAAACAAUGGAGAGAACAAGGUCUUUUGAGAAGCCUAUUGAUUUGUUACAAAUGCAUACUGAUUUGUUCAAGGUAUCUUCUCUUAUCCAGGAAGACACAAAUGAUGGCUUGAUGGUAGAUGCUCAUGAUUCUCUGUUUGUUCCAAGAAGGCGAGAGUGCAAAGAUGAAUUUUGA